This is a messenger RNA of Penicillium alfredii, 1737 nucleotides long. Its product is annotated as putative meiosis protein MEI2. The transcript is spliced from 14 exons. Lineage: Eukaryota; Fungi; Ascomycota; Eurotiomycetes; Eurotiales; Aspergillaceae. The record is from RefSeq and is a predicted model, not a curated record. Bases 1 to 1737 code for a protein of 578 amino acids. Gene Ontology annotation, molecular function: RNA binding.
AUGAGUGACCGGCGCCAGGCCAUGCCUUCGUUGGCUGAUGGUCAUCAUCCCUGGUCUGGUAACGGGAAUACACUUCGUUAUGCAGGACCUUUCUUUGACACUUCCUCUUCAACGGAUGAGGAUCCCAUUCGUCCCUUUACUCCAAUUCCGCCUGAGUCGAACGCAUCGAACCUGUACUCAGGUUAUUUGCCUAUGCAGGCUGAGCCUCCUUUCGGAUCUUCUAGCGCAAAUGGUCAGGGAUCUGCCUUGGCAGCUCUGCCUGCCGCUCUCCCACCUACCGGGGGGUUCGCUUCGGGCACAUCGAACGUGACCCCGAUGCCCACUGGAAUCAGUGGCUUUCCGUCUUCCACCUCUGCUUAUGUUACAGCUACCCUUCCGGUUUUUCGUCCGACUCCAUCCAGGAAUAACAUGGGUCAGAUGAAUGCGCCAGUGAACUCGACCAGUCUGUCUGCAGACCGACGUGGUCGACAUUUCCUCGUCAACAAUGUGAUCAGUGAUUCUGAUCCCCAGCGCAUUGUGCAAUUUUUCCAUUUUCAAGAAUUCCCCACUCUGGAUGGGCCUUCGCUGAACCGGCUUUCAACCGAGAACAGCUUUGUUGUUGGCUUCGCCAACAUCGCGGACGCAGACGCGGCCAAGGAUAAAAUCCAGUAUCUUCGACCGGGCUGGGAAAUUGUUUCGUUGACUCGCAAGGAGUUUGACCGGUUUUCCGCGGUGCGAUCUCGCCCAUCUGACUAUGAGGGCCAGGUGAAUGUUUCCCUUGGUACCGAUGCUACCCCCCAGAUGACCCUUUCCCAGGCACAGGCCAUGGUGCGGUUGAUGCUGGGGCCUGUUGGUCACUUCCAGUUUGUUGAAAGCAACCUUGGUCGUGGCAUCUUUGAAUUCCGCGUCGAGUUUUUCGAUAUUCGCCACGCUUUGAAUGCCGCCAAGGCGUUUCCAAUUUCACCGAGUGGAGUUCUGCUUUUCGAUGUCACCCUGCACCAACCUGAUGUCGACUCGCAGCUGCAAACCCCAGCUGCCAUCCUUGCCAGUGCUGAUCGAAGCAACAACCUUCAGUCGACCACGAAGAAGGCUCAUUUCGUCCCUACUUCGGACUCCCGGCCUCUGGUUCCCACGGGACCAAAGAACAUGGCGCCGAGCUCGAACCGCCGGCGACCCACUCCCAAGUCCACCAGGGUUGUGUCGGUUCCCGACAAGAACCUGCAGCCCAACCCUGACAAGAUCCGCAACGGCUUGGAUGUUCGGACAACGGUGAUGAUCCGCAACAUCCCCAACAAGAUCACGCAGAAGGAGUUGAAGGAUCUGCUCGACCGGACCAGUUUUGGUCGAUACGACUUCAUUUAUCUGCGAAUGGACUUUACGCAUGGGUGCAACGUGGGGUAUGCCUUUGUGAACUUCGCUGAGCCAGGUGACAUCCUGCCGCUCUUCCACGCCCGCCACAAUCAGCCGUGGCCGGGCUACCAGUCGGAGAAGAUCGGGGAGAUCAGCUACGCCACGACCCAAGGUCAGGCGGGGUUGAUCGAGCAUUUCCGCAACAGCUCGGUCAUGCUGAUGCCCCAUGAGGUUCGCCCUCAUAUCUACCAUGUGGGAGGUCCCAACGCCGGGAUGGAGCGUGAAUUCCCUGCUGCCAAUGACAACACCAAACUCACGCGCAGCAUCAACAACACGCGCCAGAAUGGGCUGUUCCUGUCCCGUCUCGUCAAUAAUUCGGGUUCGCGUCCCCGUCCCCACAAGAAGUAG